GUCCAGCAUCAUUUUCUUAUUGAAUUGAAUUUCUGAAGAUUGCGUUCGCGCCCCUCCGCAUCUUCGCAAGAAACAACACUUCCUUCAGUGCAACCAGUGCACAUACAGCAAAUAAACGACCGAGUAACCAAUACGUGGUGCAUAUUCAUUGCGUCACAAUCCUAUUUCUCACAACGAACCACGCGACAAUGCGAUAGAAUUCAAGAGUACAAAUCAUGGCGGACGAUGGUGGUCUGGAAGCUCUCCAGGCUUUGCAUAAAAAUCUGAGCAACACAACCGAGGCGCUCAAAGCCGAUCGCGAAUUUGAGGCCCGGAAUGAGUUGAUACUGCGCUUUUUACAAAGUUCCGGGGCUCUCUUGGACGACUUGACCCCGACGUUUAGGGGAUUACUAGAAAGACCCGGAAGAAAAAAAGAAAGUCGAGAUGCUGUGCUGUCAGGAAAAGUCACAAUAUCUGACGAAGAGUAUUCUCUGAAUAAGGACUUUCAAGAGCUCACACUACAAAUUGCCGACGGUUUGGAGCUAGACGAGAUCGAAGCAGCCAAAUUGGCCCUCCUUGCCGAAGAUGAAGAGAUCGCAUGGGGACGUUCUAGGAAGGAAUGCGCCAUCAUACGGUUCCAUAAGCAGAGAAACUACUUGCUCAACUGCAUGCUGUUGCUUUUGGAACUUGCUAAGGAGGAGGAUGAAAUUGUCGCUGAAGGAGUCGGUGAGAACCUCGGAGCCCUUGGAAGUCUUAGUCGAUACGUAAGCGAAAAUAUCCUUCGAGAGAACCUUCCUGGCAUUACCAAUUCCCCAUCGCAACCGAGAUUCGUGCCUACGUGCGCGUCAACGAUGGGCGACAUCAGAACGUGGCUUCAAAAACUCGCUGAGCAGGUCGCGAGUGCCGCAGUAUUAGGCGUUGCUAGCGAGGCUCGAUUUCAAGAGACCGUGGAAUUUACAUAUGUCAGCUUGACUCAACAGCAUGAGCUCCUCUCGGUCAUUCUCUGUCACGCAAUCGAGAAACACGUCGCGAUCGAGAACGAUUUCCUUGAUUUUCUUCGGAUACUAAAGCAGGCUACUAGAUAUGAUUCCUGUACUGUACAUCUUGUACCUGUUCUCGGCACUUAUAUUACGAUUUUCGGUUCUACGGAGGGUAGUGGAAGUGUGGAACAAGCGAGAAAGUUGAACCGUAUCGUUUGUCAACAAUCGGAAGACGAAGUUCGAAGCUUGCCUUUUCUCAGCGCAGCGGUAAGAGCUUGGUGGAUUGCCGAAUAUAGUGGUUGGUAUAUGGAUGAUGCUGCCGGUUCAGGUCUUUCUGGUAUUGAUAUUGACGAAGAGGACAAAGAGAGGUCGAAACAGUUCGCUGAAGCAUUGAGGGAUGGCGCCUUUGACUUUAUGCUGGCAGUUAUUGCCGAUGUCAAAGCAUCUGAGUGGGAAGAUGCUGCUCGAAAAUCAUUACGGCAAUGGCUGCGAAAGCGAACUCCAACACUAUCCCUCGAUACUAUUCCAUUUACAGAACCAUUUCAGGUUCGCCUUGCGGCAAAACUUGAGACCUUUGUAGAUGCCUUCAUAUCCAACAUGCCCGAUGUACUUCGAAGACUGAAAAUCGAGGAGGAUGAGCAGCGCCAGACCAGCCAAGCCCAGGAACAAGACUAUGACUUGGAAAGGUUCCUUCUUAUUAUCGCUUACUCGUUCGAAGGCCGCCCAGAGGCCGCGGAUGGUUUUUGGGGUGAUCCCGAGAAUAAUCUAGCGGGGUUUCUUCAGUGGGCAUCUCGGAGAGCGACGACCCCAGUGCAGGCCGCGUUUUGUGAGAUGCUACAAUCCUUAUCCGAGGAUGAACCCUCUGCCAAAUCUGCGCAUGAAUUUCUUCUAGAUGAGGCUCACCAAAUUCGAAAGCCAUUGACCAUCACAUGGGCUCACAUCAUCCAUGAGUUGGAAUACUUUGCUAAUAAAAGCAGAGAGAAACCCGCCGCAACCCAGGUCAGCAUGAACAGGGCUGUAAAAGUCAACCCGGAACAAGCCGAGACCGAACCAGAAUUCGCGGCAAUGCUAGAAUCCUAUCUGAGACUCAUGGCUAAGCUGGCUGCUCAAAGCGAGGCAGCACGUAAAUAUCUGCUUGAGCAGCCACAUCUACUUAGGGUGCUCUUCCAGGUAGUGAGCAGCUUAGUUGCACCUCGGAUCAGAGCGUGUACGUUUAGGGCGCUAUCCGCCCUCCUUAAUCGAAAGACCAUUGAACAAAACAACGUUUUGUGGCAGUAUCUAGAAGCGUGCCUCUCUGGGCGCUUCUUCCUGUCUACAAAUAGAGCCGGGUCUUCAAGUGCUCAGCCCCCAUCUUUUUACAUGGAGGGACUCUUUCAAGAGAUGAGUCCGCACGCCGACGAUGCUAUUGCUUUCAUACAAUUACUACAUGCUUUGACGUCUCUUCCAGAAGGAUCUAGCUCUCUUAGGGAUUUGCUACCGUAUCCGAAAGAUCUGGGCGCAUCGACUCGGAUGCGCCCCGGAAUCGAGCCGUAUAUCGACUUCGCUCUAGGGCACAUGUUCUCUGUACGAGCCCAGGAUAUUCCAGAAGUGGUGCAGCAGAGAAUGCUACGGUUAUGUUGCUUGGAAUUCGCAUUGACUUGCGUUUCCACCUUCAACGAAGACUUGAUUAUAUUUAGCAACGAAACUAACAUCAAUGUCGAUUCUGCUAUAAAAUGCGACAGCCUAGAGAAUUACGUCACAUUACACCCGUUCGCUAGAGUCAUGGAGUGGAUGUAUGACGCCAAAUUCAUGAAGGGCAUCCUCGACACGAUACAUCAAAACCGAGCCGAUAUUGAAAAGGCUACACAAGAUUCACCUCUCAUCCUCAGUAUUCUCCGCGCAAUCGAGCUUAUCUCUAAGGCCUUAGACCUUCAAGCUACUUAUACUAAUCUUAUUCGGCCGAUUGUGAAGCCGCAGUCUCGAACACAAGGUCGUUCGCCGUAUAUACCAGUAUCAAAUGGGGCGUUAGCUUCUAUAGAAGAUGGUCUCAUGAUGAGUAUGGCGCUGAUGGCCGACCUUGGCGGCUACUGUGGCAUUGGGCAUCCAGAUUUGACUUUGGCAAGUUUGAAACUCUUGGAGAAGAUAUCCGCAUCGCCUAGGAUAAUUUCCGUUUGGCACUCUGGGUCUUCCAACCUCUCUCAUCGCAACAAAGCUAUUAUGGCCUUGGAGGAACACAACGACGCGGCCACCAUAGCGGGAACCUUUAUCGGCGAAUUUAAGAUUCCCUUGGAUUUUUUCAAAGAAAGCGAGUCACCCCAACAUCAAACCAAACUCUACAUCCUCGAUUUUCUCCAUUCUUGCUUGCAAGCGAGCCCGGAUCGACCCACGAUCGCUCACUUGCUUCUCGGAUUCCGCUGCGGGGCUAGCACACUUGAGAUCGAGCCUGGUAGCCCAUUCGACCGAAGAUCGUCUCUAUUUCAUGAGCUAUUGCCGGUGAUGAUUGAGGUCCCGUCGUUGAACGAAGAGGGAUCCAUGGUUACGUGGCUCGUGAAUUUUAGGUACAAAGUUAUGCGAAUUCUCAGAAUACUCUGGAGUUCUCCGCUAUCAGCUAGGAUCGUUCUUGAAGAACUUCGAGAAAAUGAUUUCCUUUUUCAUAUUCUGAUGCAGGGUCUGGUGGUUCAGCAGAACCUUCUAUGGGAUGGGGUUGAAGCUAGCGGGCCCGACUUCCUUGCCUGCCCUGCCGCUGAAGGCUACGUUGAUUUUCUUUCGAUGAGGGCGAUGGCGCUUGAGUAUGUUACUCGCGAGCUUUGCAGCGUCUCCCUUGGCCACACGCCCGCGCUGAAACGACGGAUAUUUGACGCGCUCGGCGGCCAAAUUAAAGUCGACGGCCUAGAAAUUAUAUCGGUGCCCUCGGCAUUUGAGUUUCAAGAUUCCCUACCUCAAGAGUCUCAGUUCGCAACUGCUCCACCUGAAUUUAGGUUCGUUGGUGAAUUAGAUCUGAGUUCCUGUCUUGAGGAGGAUGAUGACUUGAAUCGAGUGUACAACUUGAACAAGGUACAAGAAAUCUUGCUUUUACGAUACAAUGAAACUAGCAAGUCCGGUCAACUUAUCCUGCAAGAGGACGCUGAACUUAUGGAGCUGGAAAAGGAUAAUCUACUACAAUACCUUCGAUACUUGAACCGAUUUACGCAAGUAAGGUCGUACAGCCUCAAGGUUCUAGCAGCGUGGACGAGACUCCUGAUGGUCAUGACCGAUUGCAACGAAUUUAAAGGCACGAAUAAAGUCUCCUUCAUACUACAAACUCUACAGGCGAUGCUGCCCAGCCUCGAAAUGUAUGGUUCAGAUAACCCCGGCGCCGCCUUAGAGCUGGCAAAACUUGCCAAGGUGUUGUUGUUCGAACUUGAUUUCGAAACCAUGACUUCGACCGAUAAACAAAGUCGAGCGGUGGAGAAUUUGAUCAGCGACAAGCUUUUCCAACUUCUCCAGGUCUGCCUAAGCGCGAUCGCGAAAUGGGCGGGCAACCAAGAACUGCGUGCAGUCUAUUACAGCAUUUGCUAUCGGCACUUGACGGGGCUCGUCGACCACGGACACGGAGUUUCGUCGAGCCUACGAAAGACAGCUCGAACAAUACAGGCGUUCGGUGAAAAGCUGCUAAACGUCGUGUGCGACGACGCAUUUGGCGGGGACGCGGCAUGUCAAUCGGCGGCCCUGAUCCUCCUAGGAAGCCUAGUCCAACUUGGCAAGCAAGAGAAGGACAACUUUGUAGUAGAAGCUCUCAACAGGCUGAACUUCAUCGGUAUUCUCGUCGACUCUCUACGCGACGUGUUAGCGGAAUGGGAGGUUGUCAGUCGGACAGGCGACCCGGAUCAGCAGAACUAUAUCGACGCCAAGCUCGCUCUUCUGCUCCAAUUGUGCCAGACGCGGGAAGGUGCCAAGAAUGUCCUGCAUGCGAAUCUCUUCAGGGCCAUCGAGCAGUCAGGGCUGUUUUCCGUGGACCCCGAACUACAGGUUAAUUCGUCGGAUAGCAAGGCGUUGGAGAGGCACUAUGACCUUCUCGUCAAGGUGGCGCGCAUCAUCGGUGCGGCGAUUGUCAGUCGAGGAUCACAUAACGUGCUGCAGGGCAGGCGCUUCUUGACCGAACACCGAAUGCUAGUGAUGCACGUCUUGAAGCGUUCAGCUGGAAUCGGAGCUGGAGUUGGAAAGACAGAGGAGCUACUCUCCGAACGCGUUAGUGACUUGGCCGAAGCGUUCAUGGUCGUAAUAACUGCGACCGGAUUUCUUGAGUUUGAGGGUGGAAAUUUACAGGAAGACAAAAGACCGGCGCCGAUGCUGUUCCACUAAAGAUAAUUAGGACCGCUUCGUGAGAGCCGUAAGAGGGCCUGGACGACUUUGAUAUCCAGAUGACGCGGUCGAGCAAAAGCUCGUUGGUGGUGGUGUGUACGACAAAAACUCGGACCCGUAGGUCAAUAAGCCUGAUAGUAGCACCACAGGAACGCGUGAGAUCGGUGUUGGCCUUGGCAGUUGGUGUAUGAUACGAUUUAAUGAUGCGAGCCUACCCGCAGGAAAUGAAAUGCAAGAUACCGCCGCAAGGCAUAAAAGGUAUUCAUUAGUAACGAUUCACUGUCAUGUGACUGAUAUGCGCUGAGAACUAGGCUUUUUAGCAUAGCUGGUUUGCGUGCUUUUGCGUGCUGGAAUCAAUCUAGAAGGUC
Annulohypoxylon truncatum is the source of this 5647-nucleotide messenger RNA. RefSeq names its product nucleoporin Nup186/Nup192/Nup205. The coding region runs from base 216 to 5279 and encodes 1687 amino acids. Gene Ontology annotation, molecular function: structural constituent of nuclear pore. Gene Ontology annotation, cellular component: nuclear pore; nuclear pore inner ring. The record is from RefSeq and is a predicted model, not a curated record. The transcript is spliced from 6 exons. Gene Ontology annotation, biological process: nuclear pore organization. NCBI's taxonomy places the organism in Eukaryota, Fungi, Ascomycota, Sordariomycetes, Xylariales, Hypoxylaceae.